AUGAAAUUAGUCCGUUUUUUGAUGAAGCUCUCGCAUGAGACGGUUACUAUCGAAUUAAAGAAUGGAACUCAAGUUACAGGAGCAAUUCAAGGCGUUGAUGUUGCUAUGAAUAUGCAUUUACGUUCUGUGAAGAUGACUAUACGCGGACGUGAACAAAUGCAACUUGAUACGCUUUCCAUACGAGGUUUCUCUUAA
Molecule: messenger RNA, 195 nt
Organism: Meloidogyne enterolobii
Lineage: Eukaryota; Metazoa; Nematoda; Chromadorea; Rhabditida; Meloidogynidae
Source: the annotation of a GenBank genome assembly